CAACAUAAACACUUCACCAUCCGCAUAUCGUACUAUUCUUAAUCGGCUCCUGCGCGCAUGUUUGGGGUGUUGAGGGCUCGUCCAGCAUUAUCGCUGCUCGGUGCACGCCAUUUUGGUUCAGAGCUGAUACCAAAACGCUGGUGUGUCACACCAGUACGUGCAUGCAACACAAUGCAGGUGCGUACACUAACGUUCGCACGAUUGCGAACCGCUCCUCAUACACUGAAUCAAGUAGAUAAGAACACCUUGCGAAGGAGGUGGCCUUUAACAUGCUUGGGCAUGGGGAUAGGUAUGUUUUUCGCUCUCGCUUUAUCGUUAAAUGAGGCACAGGCAAAGUUGCCCGACACAAGUAUAGCUGACGAUGACACACUUCGAGAAUUUGUAUCGAGUCUACCUGAGUGCAAACUGAGGGAACGAGUAUACUACUAUCAGGGUGUCGUAAAAGAUGACAAUGGCGAACUCCAGGCCGCCGAGAAAUACCUGCGCCUGGCUCUGGUGGAGAUGCCAAAUUCAGUCAGGGCUCUUCUGAGGCUGGGCAAACUACUGCAGAAACAGGGCCGUAUGGAGGAGGCAAAGCGUUACUUUGAGGCUACCACGAGACACCACGCUAUUGCCGGCUUAGAACCUCUGGCACGAAUGGCGUGGAUUGAAGACAAUGACAUAUACGCCGCCUCAGAGCUGUACAACGCGCUACUGAAGAAAGGAGGAGGCGUAUCUGGUAUGAUCUCGGCCGGCGAGUUCGUAUGGCGAGGGGUGGGGGAUGCCAAACAGGCGGCCCAGCUCUUCCAGGCACUUUCGCAUAGGUAUCCAGAUAGUGUGGACGCUCUAUGUGCGGUGGCUACGUUCUUAUUCGAGGAAUUAGGCGAUACCGCCACAGCCCUGAAAUACACACAGAAAGCAGUCACACACAUGAGCGAUUCAGCAACUGUACUCGAACGGCGCGCAAAACGAUCCCCAGCAAUGUCACAGAAGAAGGUCCUAGAGGUUUGCGUCCUGCUCCGCACAUUCCUGCUGGCCUCCGGAACAGACGUGGAGGAGAUGACCGCCGAAUUAGCUGCAUGCGAAGCGGCCGCACACAGAUACGAAGAAGCUGCUCGCGAUGUGAAACGAGCCAAUCUCAUGCUGUGGAGGGACAAGGCUCUAACAUGGAAGAAAGAUGCUGCACUGGGCACACCGCAAUUUGAUCUCAAGAUCGAUGCAGACUUUGAAUUCGACCUGUAGACCGCCAUUGGUUGCUGCAAUAGUACAAAGGUUGAUGCUCCGCCUGUUGUUGAACAACUUGCGAUAGAUGAUGGCAUGGAAUGCUCUGUCGGUGGCACACCAGAUGCGUAGGUAUAGGUGCCAUGUUUACGGUGUCUAUGAAUGAUACAGGUAAUAAAAUAGAACCGAAGUUCUAUGACAUCCGGCCUCGCAGGGCUGAUCGCUUCUGCCCAGCAUGCUGAUGGAUUCGGAUGUGUUCAUGUCUCCCAUUUCAACUGAGAAACAUACAUACCAACCCAAAUACUCAUGCCGUUACGCGAAGCGAUUUUGCUUACGCCAAAAGGUUUUGGAAAUUGGGUGCCGAGAUUUUGGCAUGCACUACAUUUUCCAGGUCAGAGAACACACGACGACACAGAUGAGAUUUUACACAGAUGAAAGUAUACAUUUGUAGACGCUGAUAUAUCCCUGCUUCCUUCCUAUGUGUAAUAAAUCAUCAGCUACGGUUGUGGUUGUGUAGAAACGUUUCCAUGUGAAAGCAGAAUACGGGACUACGACGAUGAUGUAGACUCGAAUACAUUUGCGAUGCUACAGCGAGACGUUUGCUACAUCAGACGACGUAGAUCGUGCCAUUCAGACCUUCAAACAAUGUAGAUUUACAACUCAGACUUAGCAUUCAAGUGCGUUAAUCAUAAAUCAAUAGCAUUUUCACACAGA
Molecule: messenger RNA, 1914 nt
Organism: Sphaeroforma arctica JP610
Lineage: Eukaryota; Ichthyosporea; Ichthyophonida
Exons: 7
Coding region: 58-1221 (387 amino acids)
Molecular function (GO): protein binding
Source: RefSeq, a predicted model, not a curated record